AUGGAACAGUCCCAUCCAAGCUACGGAAAACCCUUAGAAGUCGCUCAGCGUCUUGAAGCAGAGGGCGACAAUGUUCCUUCUAUUCCCAAAGCGAAUCCUCGAUUGCGACUCCGGGGGAGCAUGAGUGACUUAUACAGGGGACAGGGUAAACAAGGGCGGGACAAGUGGAAGGAAACGAAAAGCCCUCAAGAAGGAAAAGAAAAGGAGAAAGACAAGGGGAAAAUAAAGACGCGAGUAUGGGAGGGAAACGGGCCCUGGGACAUGGAUAUUGGAGAAGAAGAAAGAGGGAGAUUCAAGGUCGGUCACAUUCUCAUGCAUAAUUUUCUAAACCAGUGA
Messenger RNA from Aspergillus oryzae RIB40, 336 nucleotides. RefSeq lists its product as uncharacterized. The record is from RefSeq and is a predicted model, not a curated record. The transcript is spliced from 2 exons. Lineage: Eukaryota; Fungi; Ascomycota; Eurotiomycetes; Eurotiales; Aspergillaceae. The coding region runs from base 1 to 336 and encodes 111 amino acids.